Molecule: messenger RNA, 799 nt
Organism: Notothenia coriiceps (black rockcod)
Lineage: Eukaryota; Metazoa; Chordata; Actinopteri; Perciformes; Nototheniidae
Product: zona pellucida sperm-binding protein 3-like
Exons: 3
Coding region: 179-784 (201 amino acids)
Biological process (GO): positive regulation of acrosome reaction; binding of sperm to zona pellucida; egg coat formation
Cellular component (GO): extracellular matrix
Molecular function (GO): acrosin binding
Source: RefSeq, a predicted model, not a curated record
CAGCUGUCCUCUCCACGUGAUUAGUCUGCACUGGGAAGUAUUUGACAUUGAGAGUUUGAACCUUCUGCAUCUUAUUUAAAUUCAGUAUGGUUUAGAUUUCCUAAAUUAUCACUUGUUCUACUGGUAGUGUUGUGUUUGCUUACUUUGCUUUCCUGUUCUGUUCUGAUAAAAGAGCGCGAUGGUGACGGCAGCUCGGCCAGCCUCUGUGGCACUGCUGUCACUUUUUGCGUUUGGUUUUGCAGACGCCAUUCGAACUUUGAGAGAUGGACCCAUGAUCGAUGCUGAAGGGAGGGAAUAUAAAACUGCUGCAUUUGGGUUUGACACAGAAAGUCAAAUCAGUGAACCACAAUUCAGUGAGGGAUCCACUAUCAGUGUACAAUGCACAGAAGUGUCCAUAGUCAUUGCGGUAAAGGCUGACUUCUUUAAAAAUGGACGCCUUUUGUCUCCAUGGGAUUUUUUUUUGGGAGAAGUCAAACAUUCACAGAGCAGUCAGUGUCGACCUGUUGCUGCUGGCGACUCUGAAUAUUUAUUUGAAGCUGGACUACAAGACUGUGGCUCCAAAGUGACUACAUCUAAGGACUCUGUGAUCUACUCAAACAAGCUGAUAAUCGUACUAGUCGCCGGCCAACAUGGCAUUAAAAGAACGACCCAUGCUGCUGUUCCUGUUUCCUGUCACUAUAAGAGGACAAAGUUUGAUGGAAGUCACUCUCAGCAGCCGCCCAUCUCUCUUCCUGCUGUGUAUUCAACAGGUGCUUUCUCUCUAAAGCUGAUGACCGGUAUGUGAGACCUAUUCAGUGUU